This is a messenger RNA of Megalops cyprinoides (Indo-Pacific tarpon), 2978 nucleotides long. It is a transcript of the gene bach2a, whose product is annotated as BTB and CNC homology 1, basic leucine zipper transcription factor 2a. Bases 272 to 2701 code for a protein of 809 amino acids. The transcript is spliced from 5 exons. Lineage: Eukaryota; Metazoa; Chordata; Actinopteri; Elopiformes; Megalopidae. Gene Ontology annotation, molecular function: RNA polymerase II cis-regulatory region sequence-specific DNA binding; DNA-binding transcription factor activity, RNA polymerase II-specific; protein binding. The record is from RefSeq and is a predicted model, not a curated record. Gene Ontology annotation, biological process: regulation of transcription by RNA polymerase II.
UUAGACUAGAGUAGCAAACAGCGGACACCAGCAGCAUGCGGCACUGGACCGACACGCAUACAGAACAAUAACAACAACAACAAUAAUAACCACUUUACAUUUUUACACAAAUUAACAUCAGAAUAGUGUGUCGAAAUACAAUAUUCCAGCGGCAUGGAGGUUUUAAGGAACUCUGGAAGUCGCACGCCAUGUGAAAAAAAUCUAAUUUGGUGAACGCGGAGAAAAAGCUGGAUUGCAAGGGAAAAGCGAAAGUUAAAAGGCUGUGAGCGGGAUGUCGGUGGAUGAGAAGCCUGGGGCGCCCAUGUACGUGUAUGAGUCGACGGUCCACUGCGCCAACAUCCUCCUGUGGCUCAACGACCAGCGGAGGCGCGACAUCCUCUGCGAUGUCACGGUACGCGUGGAGGGCAAGGAGUUCCGGGGCCACCGGGCCGUGCUGGCCGCCUGCAGCGAGUACUUCCUGCAGGCGCUCGUCGGACAGCCCGACCGCGAGCUGGCCAUCAGCUUGCCGGAGGAGGUCACUGCCAGGGGAUUCGCCCCGCUGCUGCAGUUCGCCUACACGGCCAAGCUGCUGCUGUGCAGAGAGAACAUCCAGGAGGUGAUCCGCUGCGCCGAGUUCCUGCGCAUGCACAACCUGGAGGACUCCUGCUUCCGCUUCCUGGAGGCGCAGCUGCUGAACGAGGAGGACGGCGUGACACUCUGCCACAAGGGGGCGCCGCGCCCGCCGGCGGGGGACGGCGAGGACGAGAGCGCCAGGUCGGAGGCGGCCGCGGUCGCGUCGCCCGAGGCGGGGCUGCGCUCUGACCCCCUCGACGACCCCGACCCCCCACAGCUGCCGCCGGAGGAGAGUGACCAGUCCGGCAGUGGAAGUAGCCUCGCCGACCUGGAGAAGCAUGCCGUCUCCGACCUCCCCCGCUGCCCCAAGUACAGGAAGUACCAGUGGGCCUGCGGCAAGCACAAUAGUGACACCUCCACGCGCACCAGUACCUCAGGUUUCCCUGGCACAUUCGGGGGGGCCCUGGGCGGAGGCAGCGGCGGUGGCGGCGGAACCACAGCUGUGAAGGUCAAGGAGGAACCGGACGCCGAGGAAGAGGUCGCCCCGCCAUGCCUGUCUGGCGACGAACCCGACGCCCAGGAGACGAUGGAGACGGACGGGGGGCACCCCAGCCCCAAGACGGUGAAGCCGCCCACCUGCCUCCGCUCCUUCUUCCAGAGGGGCGUGGACCUGGCUUCCCUCCCCGGCACGGAGCAGCUGUUCGCCGACAGCCGGCUCGCCUGCGCCCAGGACAAAGCAGCAACUCAGGGUGACCACAAAAAGAACUACGGGCCUUUUGCCGACACGCAGGAUCUCCCCGCCCCACCCCUCAAGGGUACGGACGGCCUCCUGCCGGGCCUGUCACUGAAGUCGGCCUCCUGCGACGGCGUCUGCAAGCAGGAGGCGGAGCUGGACCGGCGGAGCGUCAUUUUCUCCUCAGGGCCGUGUGAGCGGCUUGGCACCCCGGCGCAUUCCUACCCCGGUGGGAACUCCCUGGACAAGGAGCUCUCCGAGCACAUGCCAAAGGGCCUGUGGAGUGGCGUCAGCCAGUCCCUGCCCUCCUCUCAGUCCUACUCCCCUGGCGCGGUCGCCCAGACCGAGACGCCCCUGCCCUGCCGCCCGCGCCCCAACACCAGCUGCCCGGUGCCCAUCAAGGUGUGCCCGCGCUCACCGCCCUCCGAGACCAGGACGCGCACCUCCAGCUCCUGCUCGUCCUACUCGUAUGCGGAGGACGGGAGCGGGGGGUCCCCCUGCAGCCUGCCCCAGUUCGAGUUCUCCUCCUCGCCCUGCUCCAACGCCACGCGUUGCCUGGCUGCCGACCCGCCCGACCGGAGCGCGGCCGCCGAUGCCAUCUUCGGCCAGGUGCGGCCCAAGAUCAAGUGCGAGCGCUCGUACGGCACCAACUCCAGCGACGAGUCCGGGUCCUUCUCGGAAGGGGACAGUGAGUCCUGCAACCUGAGGCCGCAAGGGCCAGAGAUCAAACUUCCUUUUCCAGUUGAUCAAAUCACAGAUCUUCCACGGAACGACUUCCAAAUGAUGAUAAAAAUGCACAAACUGACCUCAGAUCAGCUGGAGUUCAUCCAUGACAUCAGGCGCCGUAGUAAGAACCGCAUCGCUGCGCAGCGCUGUCGCAAGAGGAAGCUGGACUGCAUCCAGAACCUGGAGAGUGAGAUCCGCAAACUGGUGUGUGAGAAGGAGAAGCUCCUGACAGAGAGGAACCAGCUGAAGGCCUGCAUGGGGGAGCUUUGGGAGAACUUCUCCUGCUUGUCCCAGGAGGUGUGCCAGGAUGUCCGGCUGAGCCCGGAACAGGUGCAGUCCCUGCACCGCUACUGCCCGGUCCUGCGUCCCGCCCCCAGUCCCGCCCCCAGCCCCGCCCCUGCCACCAGCAUUGACCUCACCAUAAACCCUGACUCCCCUGAACCCGAGCCCACCGUCGACCCUUCCCACUGCCCCUCUGAGAGAGAGCCUGGCUCCGCCCACUGGGAGCCCAGCAGCAGGGCCAAUGGGCUGGGAGGGGUGGGCCUGGGGGAGGAGCAUGAGACAGGCCCCGCCCACCCGGAAUCAGGGCCCUCCCUGGAACAGUGCAGCCCCACGGUAACAGUGGAUUUCUGCCAGGAAAUGACUAAUAAAUGCACCACAGAGGAACAGCCCAGACAGGACUGCACUUAGUGGCAGCAGGAAAGUCUCUUUUUUUAAAUCCUCUUUUUUUAUUUUUGGUUUAUCUGACGCACCACUGCCUUGAGGUGGCUCAGUCAGUCAGCUUCUACCAGUGUUCUCAAUGUUUUUUUUUUGUCUUUUUGUUUUUUUUAUUCUGAUUUUUUUUUUUUAAAAGGCCGACACUACCGUUGUCUUAACAUCAGCAAUAGUCCAGGUGUUCUCCUCUGCCCGCUACAGGGAGGGACGAAAAUGUUCAAGCAAUGGUGCUACCCCCAUGCUGCGGCAGGGA